This is a messenger RNA of Pleuronectes platessa (European plaice), 749 nucleotides long. Its product is annotated as rho-related GTP-binding protein RhoA-C-like. The record is from RefSeq and is a predicted model, not a curated record. The coding region runs from base 1 to 354 and encodes 117 amino acids. Gene Ontology annotation, biological process: small GTPase-mediated signal transduction; cell migration; stress fiber assembly. The transcript is spliced from 3 exons. Gene Ontology annotation, cellular component: cleavage furrow; dendritic spine. Gene Ontology annotation, molecular function: GTP binding; GTPase activity. NCBI's taxonomy places the organism in Eukaryota, Metazoa, Chordata, Actinopteri, Pleuronectiformes, Pleuronectidae.
AUGGGCCGAGGAUCACCAGUUAGGUAUGAACACUUUGUGCCCAAUGCAGAGAACAUUCCAGAGAAGUGGACUCCUGAGGUCAAACACUUUUGUCCCAAUGUGCCUAUCGUUCUGGUGGGAAACAAGAAAGACCUGCGAAAUGAUGAGCACACACGUCGAGAGUUAGCGAAGAUGAAACAGGAACCAGUGAAGUCAGAUGAGGCAAGGGACAUGGCUAACCGGAUCAAUGCCUUUGGUUACUUGGAGUGCUCGGCCAAGACGAAGGAUGGUGUUAGGGAGGUGUUUGAAAUGGCCACCAGGGCAGCACUUCAGGCAAAGAGACGAGGCAAGAAAAGCGGCUGCUGCCUUUUAUAGUGUCAGGUAACGCAGGAUCAGGAGGGAAAUAAACAUCCAAGAAAAAUAUCCCUGAACCUGUUUUCUCCAAGGCGGGCACAGUUGACUGGGGAGUAGUAGGGAUGAAAUAGGAAGGUCUCGAGUUUAGGAUUCCAUAAACCUGAAAUUAAGAGAACAUGACGAUAAGGGAACAUCUCUCCUACUCAUACUCUUACUCCACUACACUAAUCAGACUUAUACCUGCCUAACGAGCUGUUGGAAGACUUCCAUGGCUUGCAGUGUGACUCUGCUUGUCUUUCAUUCUGUAUGUUUUUCACUCUCCUUAAUUUCCAAAGUUAGAACUUUAUAUGAACCCGCUUUUCUUUUCUUUGAACCUGUACUUCACACUAUUUCCAAUUCAAAUACAGAGUUUGAUU